Messenger RNA from Xylaria bambusicola, 5780 nucleotides. RefSeq lists its product as uncharacterized. The record is from RefSeq and is a predicted model, not a curated record. The transcript has 4 exons. Gene Ontology annotation, biological process: actin filament bundle assembly; mitotic actomyosin contractile ring assembly; barbed-end actin filament capping. The coding region runs from base 386 to 5548 and encodes 1720 amino acids. Gene Ontology annotation, molecular function: actin binding; small GTPase binding. Lineage: Eukaryota; Fungi; Ascomycota; Sordariomycetes; Xylariales; Xylariaceae. Gene Ontology annotation, cellular component: cell division site; mating projection tip.
GCCUCUAUUCUACAUGUACAAAUGGCGCGCCCGUGCCCCAUGCACUAUGCAGCACAAAUCUGACUGUUGCUUCAUCGUCCAACUCAAUGCUGAUCCCCUAGUCGGUUUAUGCAGAUCCUUGUUCCAUCACAUCUCUUCGAACGCGCCUAUACGAUACUUUCAAACCAUUGCCCACUGCGGACGGGAACAUGAUGUUAUCCGGUUUGCGACAGCAGCCUCCAAUACAUUGACGACGACCCGCUUGCGACGUUAAAGCACUUAGUGUCGAUAUCUAACACCUCCUUCGAGCAUCGGCUCGCAUAGAGUACUUUCCCACCCGGGUAAAAUCGCCGUUUGAAGGGCAGUUGGAUAUCGGCGUUCCAGCGUCCCUUCGCACGGCGCAGAUAUGUCUUCUGCCGACAAAUCCAGGCAAUCUUCAGGCGGCAAAGGGUUUUUCUCACGAAGCAAACACAAGAGCGAGAAGCGGCAUACCGGCAGCGAGGAAGGCCGCUUCCUAGCCCCAGACUACGAGCCGUCUUCGCGGUCUUCUCGACAUGUGCGAGAGUCUUCUAUUACGUCAGUCGAUCGGCCCAAUACCCCUGAUGCUAGUGUGAACAGCUCGACUGCAAGUAUAGCUGUUGUUCCCUAUGGUAAUACACAUAACGAUCGAGGUCCAAUCCCCGUUGAUUAUCUUCCACGGUCUGAUCAAAUGCCUACUCGGCGCGAUUCGCCCAACAAAGGCGCUGCUGACUACUACCAAUAUCCAUCUGAUAGCAACGGCUUAGCCGGCUCUCACCUCUCAGCUUCACGCCCUCCCCCCGGAUCUAGCAAUAUUACAAUGGCAACAAUUGGUCGCCAAACACAAUUCCAGCAAUGGGGACCACACUCGGCCACACAACCUUCUAAGGGUAACACGGGCGGUGGACCUUCGUCUUCAUAUAAUGAGAGAUGGGAUUCUCUCCCCGGCUGGGGUCAGCCGGGCUUUGGUAGGACUUCACGGCAAAGUGACCAGUCCAGCAUUUUUUCAGCACUCCCCAGUGCAACCUCUCAGAGCUCGGUUACCUCCAGCAGAGACUCACACCGAUUAACCAAAUUUCCCGCCCCUCCCGUGCAGCAACAGCUGGGCGGUUCAGACGGGUUCUCUCUCACGCGACCGGACGAUGACCGACUUACUGAACAGAUGUUUUACGAAUUGAUGCAAAAGCGAGGAUGGCACAACCUCCCCGAGCAGGCGCGGCGGCAAAUGCAGGCAUACCCGUCCUCCAAAAAAUGGACACUCAUUUACCAAGAUCGUUUAACUGAGUGGCAGGGAGAACAGAAACGAAGACAGACAGCCCGGACGGGCCAAUACUCAAAUGUCGAUAUCACUACAAAUUCUGACGAGGAAGGUUCUCCCGAGUGGUACGUUCGGAAAGUGAUGGAGAAUAGCCUGGAUUCCAAAGGCCUAGGUAGUCUUGAGGUCAAUCUGAGGACACAACAGAUCGGUUGGGUGAGGCGCUUCAUCGAAUGUCAAGGGCAGGUGGCUCUCACCAAUGUUCUGCUCAAGAUUAACCGCAAGACCGCAGUGGGACCGGCCGCUCCCUCAGACUCCAAAUCGAGUGACAAGAACUUGGACAAGGAAUACGAUAUUAUAAAGUGUUUGAAAGCUUUACUAAACAACAAGUAUGGCGCAGACGACGCGCUGGCUCACCAACAAGUUGUUGUGGCUCUGGCAACGUCGCUCAUUUCACCAAGGCUCACGACCCGGAAACUUGUCAGUGACGUCUUGACUUUUCUUUGCCACUGGGAGGAUGGGAGCGGCCAUCUGAAGGUCAUCCAGGCCAUGGAUUAUGUCAAAGCGCAACAAAACGAGAAUGGGAGAUUCGAUGCGUGGAUGCGAUUGGUAGAAGUUACUGUUGAUGGCCGUGGAAAGAUGGGCAGCCUUGUCGGUGCUAGCGACGAGGUACGAACCGGCGGUAUUGGCAUGGAAAACCUACUCAUGGAGUAUGCUGUGGCUACUCUCAUUCUGGUGAACAUGAUCAUCGACGCGCCGGAAAGAGAUCUCCAGCUUCGUAUGCAUAUCAGAGCCCAAUUCGGUGCUUGUGGCAUCAAGCGGAUCCUCACGAAAAUGGAAGGGUUUCAAUAUGACCUGAUAGACAAGCAAAUUGAACGGUUUCGCACCAACGAAGCCAUCGAUUACGAGGACAUGCUGGAGCGGGAGAACAGUAGUAUGAAAGAUAGUAUUGAAGGGGAAGUUAAGGAUCUUAAUGAUCCUGCCCAGAUCGUGGACGCCAUUCAGCAACGCCUACAAGGCACGAAAACUCAGGAUUACUUCGUAUCUGCUCUCCAGCAUCUUCUCCUCAUCCGUGAGAAUGAUGGAGAGGAGCGGCUGCGAAUGUUCCAACUUGUCGACGCAAUGCUCAGUUAUGUUGCGAUGGAUAGGCGUCUACCGAAUUUGGAUCUCAAGCAGAGUCUUAAUUUUACGGUACAGAACCUUUUGGACAAACUCCAUACAGAUUCUGAGGCUCGGCAAGCCCUAGAUGAGGCCUUAGAAGCGCGUCAAAUUGCCGAGGCCGCCAUGGCGGAGCGGGAUGAAAUGAAAGCUAGAGUUGAGCUUGGUGCUGAUGGGCUGGUAGCCAAGCUACAGAGGCAACUAGAUGAACAGUCACGCUUCAUUGAGGCCCAGAGGCGACAAGCUGACGGACUGAAAGCUGAAAUUGAAAACAUGCAGACGAUCCGCACGAAAGAGGCUCAACGUUAUGAGUUAGAGACACGAGAACUUUACUUGAUGUUAAGAGACGCCCAAGACGUUGCCGCAUCACAGGCUGCCAAGGGCGCCAUGAGCAACAAAACAGGCCAAGAAGAUGCUUCCCGUAUGCAAGGUAUUCUUGACCGUGAAAAACUCAUGGAUCGACUUGCUAUGCAGCUGGAGAGGCAAAAGACCCAAUACAAGCUUGAAGGUCGUGUCUGGGGCGAUGCUGUAGGACCCUCUGAUCGGCUACGUGCACUCCGUGAGGAGAUGGAGGGUUAUGACCAGUCUUAUCCGGAUGCCCCUGAAGGCUCCGGUCUGCCACCUCCAAGCAUAUCUAGUGGCAUGCUUGGAUCUGUCAGGCGGAACACUAAGAUCCCAAGAAAGCCUGUUGGCACACAUGGUGGACCCCCUACUGACGGUGAAAGACCUGGAGAUGACGAUGAGACCAUUUAUGAGAAGCCUAGGGUGGUUGAGAUCAGGAGGCCUGUCAUGGACCCUAAACAAGCAAAUAAUCUCAUGGAUGAAAUCCGGGCAAAGGGUAAGCUGGAUGGAAGUGAUUCCGAUGACGGAGAUGGUACUACCACCGGGCCAUCACACCCAAGUCUCGAGUCCCAGUCGCCGAUAACUCCAAGCGACAAUGAUACUCCGAAGAUUCAAGUUGAUGAUACUACCGCUCCGCCUCCACCGCCCCCGCCUCCUCCCAUGCCAGGACACUUGCCAGGAGCUGCGCCGCCUCCGCCACCACCUCCCCCUUUGCCCGGACAGCUUCCUGGUGCUGCUCCCCCUCCACCGCCGCCUCCCCCGCCACCAAUGCCUGGGAUGCUGGCAGGUGCUCCACCGCCGCCGCCGCCGCCUCCCAUGCCCGGCGCUCUUUCAGGAGCUCCUCCUCCUCCCCCUCCUCCACCGCCAGGUGGCCUCGGAGGAAUGCCUCCACCACCUCCCCCACCCAUGCCAGGCGCAAUAUCUGGACAUUUCUUAUCUUCUCGAAACAAUUUCGCGCCUACACUGCCCGGUAUUGGACUUCCAGUAGUUAGGCCCAAAAAGAAGCUAAAAGCUCUCCAUUGGGAAAAGGUCGAUGCUCCAGAGACAAGUCAUUGGGCGGCCCACACUCCCUCUGCAGAGGCUAGGGAAGAGAAAUAUAUUGAACUCAGCAAGAAGGGGAUCCUGGAUGAAGUCGAGAAGCUUUUCAUGGCUAAAGAGAUCAAGAAAAUUGGUGGCGGAAACUCUAAGAAGGACGACAAGAAGCAAAUCAUCUCUGCCGAUCUUCGAAAAGCUUAUGAAAUUGCAUUUGCCAAGUUCUCUCAGUAUUCAGUUGAGAAAAUUGUGCAGAUGAUCAUCCACUGUGAUAACGAACUACUUGAUAAUGGCGUUGUCAUGGAUUUCCUGCAGAAAGACGAUCUCUGCAAUAUCCCGGACAACACUGUGAAACUCAUGGCUCCAUACAGCAAGGAUUGGACUGGUCCCCAGGCUAAUAAGGAAACCCGAGAACAGGAUCCUGCGGAGCUUACCAGACAGGAUCAGAUUUAUCUCUAUACUGCUUUCGAGCUGCACCACUACUGGAAGAGCAGGAUCCGAGCACUGGCUCUCACGAGAAGCUACGAAUUUGACUACGACGAGAUCGCAGAAAAGAUGCAUCAAGUUGUUUCGGUAUCAGAGUCGUUGCGUGAUUCAGUAUCAUUGAUGAACGUUCUUGGUCUUAUUCUCGAUAUUGGUAAUUAUAUGAAUGACGCUAAUAAGCAGGCUCGUGGCUUCAAAUUGAGCUCGCUCGCUCGCUUAGGCAUGGUUAAGGAUGACAAGAAUGAAUCUACACUUGCCGAUCUCGUUGAGCGUAUCGUUCGCAAUCAAUACCCCGAAUGGGAAGGGUUUGCUGUUGAUAUCCAGAGCGUCAUUACGGCGCAGAAGAUCAAUAUUGAGCAGUUGCAGGUUGAUGCGAAGAAGUAUAUUGACAACAUUCGAAAUAUCCAAAUGUCCCUCGACAGUGGCAACCUUAGUGAUCCUAAGACGUUCCAUCCGCAGGAUCGUGUCGCUCAGAUCGUCCAGCGCUGCAUGAAGGAUGCCCGCCGAAAGGCCGAACAAAUGGAAUUAUACCUAGAAGAAAUGAUGCGGACGUACAAGGACAUAAUGGUCUUCUAUGGCGAAGAUCCGGCAGAUGAUAGUGCUCGACGCGACUUCUUUGCCAAGCUAGCAUUGUUCUUACAGGAGUGGAAGAAGAGUCGAGAAAAGAACAUUCAAUACGAGGAGACGCGACGUAGGAAUGAGGCCAAUAUGAAGCGCAAGCACCCACAACUCAAACUAUCAGGGACCGCUGAGGGUGCGCCACCGUCACCCCAGUCGGCUGGUGCUAUGGAUUCUCUGCUUGAGAAAUUACGGGCGGCCGCGCCUCAGGCUAGAGAUCAGCGGGAAAGAAGAAAGAGGCUUCGACUCAAAGAGAGGCACCAAGUACGGAUCGCAUCGGGUCAAAAGAUACCCGAUCCCAAUGAGAUUCCAGAGGCUGAAGCUGGACUACGCCAAAAUGAUGACAUAGGUGGCAUAGAUUCCGAAGGGAACCCUUUCUCCCCUAAUCUCCUAUCGCCGGGAUCUGCACCUUCCGAAACCAGCGAAGAUGGUGUAGCCCAGAGAGCUGCCAUGUUGCUACAGGAUAUGAGAGGGGGCGAUGGCAAUGAUGAUGGGGAUGGAGAGCAAAAGGAAAGCCUCAGGAGGUCAGCGGCAGAAGAAAGGAGAGCCAGGCGGCGGAGACUAAAGGGCGCAUCAGCCUCAAGCUCCAAUUCAGCCGAGGGAGAGGGCAGUGCUGGGAAUUCAGGCGCCGCUGAAAUCCCAGCCACUGUGCCCGAGGAAUAAUUUCGGCACCUGGCACUGAACCUCGAGUCAUAAUGUAACUCUUCUUGUGAUGACACGGCACCUAUACUAUACCCCCUUAGUAUCUACACGUAUAUAUGAUAUAAUGUCUAGAACACCAUUAGUCCACAGCGGGCGAGUAGAAAGAACUACUAGCAUGAGUCGGCUGAAAGGUAUCAGACUCGCAUCAAAGACAAUUAACAAAGCGACUUGGUCGCAAUUUUUGUUGGUGUAA